GUUGUGUGUGUGUCUAGAGGUCUAGUCUGCUUUUGUGUCGGCGGAACAAAGUCAGUCGUUUUCUACUAUUCCGCGCAAUCGGCGAGUAAACGCCGGACGUUACCGCACGCCGCCUCACAAACAGAAGCGAAGUGCAACUGAUUGGAUUGCGUCGGUCAUCCGACUCCCCCAACCUACACGUCCGACGGACGACGUCUCCGCCUCGCCAAUCGUAACUUACGUUGCGUGUAUGUCGACGGGGAAAGCAGCCGUUCGUCGGCCGCGCAUGACGCGCAAGUGGCGAGCCAAAGUCCUCGCGUCGGGUCUCUCUGACGUUUUGCCCGUGGAAUGCGGCGAGAUGCACGCUCGCCUCCACCUCUUCAAGAUCGGGUCGGGCACUCGCGGGACCUCGAUCGAAUGGGAAGGCAACUGGCUGACACCGGUGCAAUUCGAACAAAUCAGCGGCAUGGAGAGAGCGCAUAACUGGAAGCAAAGCAUUCGCUACGAAAAUCGUUCUCUGAACUGCUACAUCAAGUUGGGUCUCAUCAAACUGCAUCAUAGGUAUUGUGAUUGUGACCGGUGCAUCACGCCUCUGCUUGAGCUGGACAAGAGCCGCACAAGCAAGAGAGGAAAGUAUGAAUGGAAUGGCGACGACCAUGGUACUAGACGCGACUGGCGCUAUGACGUAGACGACAACGACAGCUUUCUCGGGUUUUCUAAACGACGGAAACGGAGAGAAACGAGUUUUGUUGAGGCGAGGACCGUGACUCCGACUUCUUGUACUUUGACUGACAACACCGAUUCCGGCUAUUCCCUAACGCGCUUUACCUGCAACAACACGACUGUGCCUGUUGGAGGUGAACAAGACGGAAAAACGACACAGUCCGGUUUGAAGAGAAAUGCGCCAAGCGAAAGAUACGUAAACGCUGGUGGACGGUACUCUUCUCAUUCAAUGGAGUCAACUAGACGUCGGGAAUUUUUCGGCAUUUCACCUCCAAGGCUACUACAACACGACUUUCAGCGUCUCAGUGAGUUCUCAGCUCGACCACCGUUCAUUACUAAUGCUGUAGACAACAAGAUACAGAAGCGAGGAACGCUGACUGAAAGUCAGGCCAACAUGAAACCGCUCGCAUCUACCAGCCAUUCCUUAACCGAUUCCGACGUCCGUCGAGACCUCACAGUACACCAACGUCUCGCCAAAGUGCUGCGCAAAGCCGGACUAACCGACACGCACGUGUUGUCCUGGUCGGUCGACGACGUCGUUUCGUUUGUGGAUGCGGCCGGUUUCUCUUGUCAGAGUUCGGUGUUUAGGCAACAUGUUGUUAGCGGCGAGACGCUGAUGAGAAUGCGAGAACGACAUCUAAUCGACCGACUCAAGUUGAAACUCGGUCCGUCGUUGCGGCUCUUCGCUCUGGUGAGAGGUUUGCAACAAACUGUAAAUACCACAAGUCGUUUCGAUUAGGCUAGCCUAUUAGUUAAUUAAUUAAAAGUAAUCGUAAUAUGUUGUUUAGUUCUAGAGCGCAGAUUUUGGUGUCUACAAAUUGCAGUCUAGAUAAAGUAAAUAUGAGGUGCUUGCAUGUAUAUUACUUAUGCGUUGCGUACAGAUACGAAGAUAUAUUUGCACUGUU
Messenger RNA from Corticium candelabrum, 1607 nucleotides. RefSeq lists its product as uncharacterized. The transcript is spliced from 3 exons. Gene Ontology annotation, molecular function: protein binding; DNA binding. Bases 230 to 1441 code for a protein of 403 amino acids. NCBI's taxonomy places the organism in Eukaryota, Metazoa, Porifera, Homoscleromorpha, Homosclerophorida, Plakinidae. The record is from RefSeq and is a predicted model, not a curated record.